GUAAUAUCUUUCGGAAAUACACGUUCAACGCUCCUUCCUUGCUUCUUGUUCGUGUUGCAUGUACUUGCAAUUUGCGUUGCCACCCAGUAUGUAGGUGUUGUAACGUCAACUAUGGGUCAUUCAAGAAAAGAGCUGUGGCUGAUGGAUUGUGAAAUAACACCCCUAGCCAGAUAUUAUUUCCUAUUCUGUACAACUUGGGGGGGGGGCUGCGUCACGUGUGGCAGCCAGACCAGUUUUUCUAUGGGUCGACGACAACAACUUGAUGUAUCAUGGAUGAACGCUUCAACUGAUCCUUUUUGCCCCAUAAUCAUCCUGCUUCUACCAAGAAAGCUACAGUGACACCUCAUCUGUCUCCAUAAUCCAGCUUUCGGAUUCCCCAUCGGGCUCGGCCUUGAAAUUUGCACCCCUCGAGCACCCCCCAUCAAAUCGUCGCUCAUCGGACAAUUUAUCAUUCAUUGCACUCUAGCAUACGAAAAGAGAACGGCAGUUGCUCCUCCCGCCUUCAAAGGUUCAAACAGAACCUGGUAGCAACAACCUGGACAUCUCACGCCUGGCAAACUGCAGAGACCCGUCAACUGGGAUAGGUUAGAUUUCUAUUUCAAGAAUCGUAAGGCUAAGAAAAGGCAAAGAAAAAGCCGAAACGUCCGUACCAUCUGGCUGGUGGCACAUUUCAAGUACAUACACAUACACACAUAAUACAUACCUUCUAAUCCUUUAUCGAUACGCAAACCAACCCUAUUGGAGCAUCAUCCCAUUCGCACUUCACAUCAACCUUGAGGUUUCUCGCAGAUUGAUUAAUUGUGUAACCGGAACUUCCUACCUGGUCGCCCUAUAUCGGAAAAUUUCAACCAUCACAGCCUCAUCCGUUACGCCUUACAUUCCCUCCAACUUCAACAACCAUGAGUGGUAUGCAGACAGCAGGGGAUAUCCCCAUGAUUGUUAAAUCAGAGAACUCUGGAUCAGAGCGUCGUAUUACUCCGUCUUGGUCUAUUGGUCAACUAAAAUCAAAACUUGUACCCGUGACCGGUAUCCCUUCCUCAGAUCAAAAACUCACUUUGUGGAUCAACAAUCAGCAAUCCGUCGAGAUCCAAGCUCUGGAUGAAGAGACUACACAACUGACAAGCUUUCCUCUGGCACCACACGCCGUUAUUCACGUGACUGAUACUCGCGCCCCUGGUCUCCGUGAGAAUUAUACCGAUGUCUCUGCAGUGGAAAAAUACACCCUUCCCGUAGAAUCCUAUGAGAAACGCACCGACAGUGUUCUUGCGUGGAAAAAGAAUGAAAAGCUCGGACGAUUCAAUCCUGAUGCUCCAACGCUCCUUGAUGCCAAGCUCGCUGUCUACGAUAAUGAGAUCAAGGCAAAAGGUAUCUCUGUAGGAAAGAGAUGUAGAGUCGGAGAAGAUGAUUCCAGAAGAGGUGAAGUGAUGUAUGUAGGUGACGUUGCGGAAAUCCCUGGUGGGGCAGGAAAAUGGAUCGGAGUUAAACUAGAUGAACCUGUCGGAAAGAAUGAUGGCAGUAUAGCUGGAAAGAGAUAUUGGGGUAAAGAAGGUGACGGAAAAUUUGGUGUCUUUGUCAGACCUGAGAGAGUUACGGUGGGAGAUUUUCCAGUAAUGGAUGAUUUUGAGGACAUGGAGGAAAUGUGAGAAAGUGUGUUACUCAUCUGUAUUGGGAUUGUGUUUUUCACGAUAUCACCUCUUUAGAUACCUUUGAAUGCGAGCUGACGUAUUUUCGCAUUGAAAUUGGAGCUUACAUCCUCUCAUUUGGGAAUAACAUAUAUCUUCGUA
Molecule: messenger RNA, 1784 nt
Organism: Botrytis cinerea B05.10
Lineage: Eukaryota; Fungi; Ascomycota; Leotiomycetes; Helotiales; Sclerotiniaceae
Gene: Bcalf1
Product: Bcalf1
Exons: 2
Coding region: 900-1643 (247 amino acids)
Biological process (GO): tubulin complex assembly; cytoplasmic microtubule organization; post-chaperonin tubulin folding pathway
Cellular component (GO): cytoplasm; nucleus; microtubule plus-end
Molecular function (GO): alpha-tubulin binding; microtubule plus-end binding
Source: RefSeq, a predicted model, not a curated record